GGAAAGUGAUGCAAAUGAGAGGAAGUCUUUUUCAAACAAGAAAGAACAAGCACUGAUGAGUGAGCAAGCAAUAUAGACUCCCUUUACGACUGUCUGAAAUCUGAACAAACCAACAAACUCAACAGAAAAACAAUGGCGACGACCUCUCACGACCUCCCAUGGGAGAUAAUCACAGAUAUUCUGUGCCGAUUACCGCUGAAAGAUGUGCUGCGGUACAGGUCCGUAUCGACGUCCUGGUGCUCCCUGAUCGACGGCCGCGAUUUCGUCAAGCUCCACUUCAAGCACUCUCCAGAAUCGACCUCCCAACUCGGCUUCAUAUUCGGAGGCGCCAACGACCUCUGCUGGGCCGCCUUCAGCGAUCUCACCUCAUUCAUACGACUCACUUACCCGAUAGGCGAUGACAAAGGCAUCACCGUCGCGGGUAGCAGUAACGGACUGCUCGCUGUUAUGAAUUCCAAGGGAGAUGCGGCUAUUUGGAAUCCUUUCACGCGAAGUCGAAGGUACAUCAGUUUACCCAUUUCUGACCAUUUUGGUUCCUUCCCGUUCCAUUCAUUUGAAAUUCUCCUCACCGGAUUUGGGCACGAUCCGAUCACGGAGGACUAUAAGUUUCUAUUGAUGAUCGAAUUUAAUGGGAUAAUGGAUCACUCGUUUACCCGUGAAGUCAAGGUUUAUAGUCUUAAGGCCAGGAAAUGGAAGCGAAUCGAUCAUUUUCCUAGCAAUUACACUUACCUCCGUAACAAUGGCUUCCUUUUUGGAAAUGCUUUGCACUACUGGAUGGUGAAGGUGAAUCCGGAUAAUUGGGAUACCAUACUUGUGUUUGACUUGGUGACUGAAAAGUGCCAGGAGAUGGGGUUGCCAGAUUACAAUGGCCUGGAGACCUGUAGCUGCUUGAAGCUUGUGGAUCUUCGAGGAUCUUUUUGUGCUGUGAUGGUGCCGAAUUACGACCCUUCGCUUGAGAUAUCAGAACGGGUUGAUGUGUGGGAGAUGAAGCAGUACGGAGUUAAGGAGUCAUGGACUAAGCUGUUCUCCGUGGCAACUUCAAUUGCAACUGGUCCCUUCAACUAUUUGGUACCCAUUGCAUAUUUGCAGAAUGGUGACCAGGUUUUGCUGGAGCAGGAUGGUAAGAAGCUCAUUCUGUUUGAUAUGAAGACGAAGAGGGUCAUGAAAAGGGUGGGUUCCAGUUUUCCAUACAUUUGUGAUACCAUUGUUUUUGUAAAAAGCCUGGUUGGACUUGAUUCUGUACAAACAACAAGUUGGAAUAGUAAACAGGGGAAGAACAUCAAUGUCUUAGGGAAGAAGAAGCAAAGUGGUAAAAAAAGAGAUGAUUUCCUGUCCAAGGGUUUCAAACUUGUGUUGUAAAAGGCGGAUCUAUAGAAGAAGAUCUGAGGUUGCUGAUGCAAGGUUUUAACCAAGGGUUAACUGAUAUAGAUAGUAUGUAACAGUCUCUUCAGAUAUGGAGUCUAAUGAGUAAUAUGAAGAUAUGUCAAACUCGGCUUUAGGAUCACAUUAGCAGUGCAUCUGUUAUUAAAGCUUUACUUUGAUACCUGGCUUGUUUGUGGAGUGUCCUUAGGGAAGAUAUGGUAAAAAUGUGCUACUGAUGGUUUCAUGUCUUGGAAAGUAUUGCCCUUACUGCUAUAUUUGUAUAAGCAUUUACAAGAGAUUCCCCCCUAACAAUAAGCCCCAGGUAAAAUAGAAGGGGUAAUUUGAGUUUGCACCCUAUUUUAUUGUUCAAAUUGUAUUUUGC
This is a messenger RNA of Cuscuta epithymum, 1744 nucleotides long. The record is from the annotation of a GenBank genome assembly. Lineage: Eukaryota; Viridiplantae; Streptophyta; Magnoliopsida; Solanales; Convolvulaceae.